Messenger RNA from Mytilus californianus (California mussel), 5168 nucleotides. RefSeq names its product probable serine/threonine-protein kinase roco6. Gene Ontology annotation, molecular function: protein binding. Bases 315 to 4106 code for a protein of 1263 amino acids. The record is from RefSeq and is a predicted model, not a curated record. The transcript is spliced from 14 exons. Lineage: Eukaryota; Metazoa; Mollusca; Bivalvia; Mytilida; Mytilidae.
UUUUUGAUUUAAAACACAACGAGUUAUUAUUAAUCAGUCGCAAUGUAAGGUACAUCAUAUACUUAUAAAUUUUGGGGUUUGUCUAAAUGAAUCACAAAAUAUCAUUUAAAGUUCAAAUGCUGAAUCUGUUGUGUUUGAAUGGAAGUAAUAUCAAAUAACAUUUCACUACAGUGAUGAAUAUGGGAUGAUACUGCACAAUGGACACUUUGUACUUUCAAGUCAAUAACUUAUAAUGGAUAACAUAAAGCAUUCAUUUGAUCAUCUUUGUCUUGUUUAACUCUGGAUCAAGUAGUUUCAGAUGGCAUAGAUUAUAAAUGAAGAAAAAAAUCAUGGACAUGUUCAUCCUCCUGACUUUCCUUCAGAUGUUAUCCUUGAAUGAAGCCUACAACUUCACCUGUCCAUCACAGGCACACUGGAAAAUUCGGGCAAAAGCCAUGUGUAAGCCUCCAAAAAAUUAUACUUGCUUAUUUGACGUAACUUUUAGAGUAAAUGUUUACAGAGAAAAAUGUAACAGACCUAGAAUAUUAGAUCAUGGUCAUAAAUACGUCUUUCAGCCAAACUUAAACAGAGCAACAUGCAGUGUAACUCGAUAUCAACCUGAAAUUUUUGAAACAAAUGGAAACAGUGACUGCACCUAUCAAAAAUCACUUUGUAACAGCUUAGGUCAAGAGACGUAUGAAUAUGGUAACACUACGGUCGACAUAAAAUGUAUGUGUAAUACCGAUAGAGGAUAUACUUUUGUCAUGAACUCGAAAAACCAAUGUUACUGCAAUCCUUCAACUGAAGAUUGCUCCUGUUAUCUCGGAAUAAAUCCAUACAACAAAACGGUUGGACUGAAAGAUAUCAAAUGUUAUGAUGACAUGAAAAUGACAAAAAGUCCUUUCUUAGGAGAUAUGUUCAAUAUAUCUAGGACAAUAAAGAUCAUCGAGUUCGACAACUUCAAAUACAACCUGAACUAUGUUCCUUCAAAUGAAUAUCGCAUCAAAGCAGGCAUAUCAGUAUUGACAUUGUUAUUAGCAUACUUCAUUGUUUGUGUCAUUGUUUAUAGAAUUAUGCCACGAAAUAUUUUGCCAGAAGCCAUAAACCAAUUAUCAGAAGUAGAUAAAAUAAGAUACAUUAAGCUUCUGCAGGGUUCAAAAACCGAAAACAGGUAUUUUGUACGAAUUAUGAUAGUUGGAAAAGAAUCAGCUGGGAAAACAUGCCUCUUGAGAAGAUUAUUGAAGGAAGGCAUAUCCGAUGUUUCUAGUACAGAUGGUGUGGAUAUUGUUGUUCGUAGAUGCAAAAUCAACAUAGAAAACGGCAAAUGGACAAUCGGCAAAAGAAUUAAAGAUGACAAGUUUGGUCGGAUAAAGAGAGCAAUUAUUACAGAAGAAAAAACAACAAUGGAUGUUACAAAAGGUACUAAUAGAAAAAUAGAUCCUAGUAAAUCUAUGCAAUCAGGAAAAAGAGAAGGCAAUGCAGAAGAAAAUAGGUCAAUUAAUGAUAGCCAUGAUACUUCGGAGGAUAUAGCACCUAAUGACUGUGCCGAGGCCACAGACGUUAAACAUACGCAGGUAGAUGAGACAACGGAUAGCAGUAUUAGUACUCUUGACAAGAUGUCUACUUAUAAAAAUGACAUAAAAACCGAGACAAAAAUUAAUCUGGAUGAAAGUAACGAUAUGAAUCAGUCUUCGUUAUUGGUAAUGCCUGAGGAUUUAAUGUCUAAUGUGUUUUCUAAGUCAACUGUAAAUACUCCUUCGAACCUGUAUGCAUUAUGUGAAUUAUGGGACUUUGCAGGUCAGAAGGAAUUUUAUGCUACACAUCAAGCAUUUUUAACUAGUAGUGCAGUAUACCUUGUAGUUGCAGAUAUGAAGGACGACAUCAGUAAACAAGGCUUGAGUCAGUAUUUUGCAGAUUUUCAGCAUAUUGGAGAGUAUGUUGAUUUUUGGUUUGAUUCUAUCCAUUGUCACCGAACGACCAGCAAACCAGCUAGUAAUGGGCACUUCAAUCCUCCGAUUUUAUUAGUUUUCACGGGAAAGGAUAAGUAUAACAAGGCUGAAUUUAAGAAGAGAGAAAAGGAACUUAAUAAUCAAAUAGACCAUGUUUUUGGAUUUCAAAGCAAAUAUCACCACUUGUACAACAAGUUUUAUCUGUCAAAUACUAAAGAUAGUAACGAAGAUUUUGAGAAGUUGCAAUACGCAAUUUAUGAGACUGCACGUAAAAUGGAUAAUUGGGGUAAUGCUUUUCCAUUAAAAUGGAUUCUUUUAGAACAUUUGAUUGAAAUUAAUAAGAUCAAUGGAAAAAAUUUCAUCAAUUUUCCUGACAUGUCAAAUCUGGCUAAACAUCCUGAUAUCAAUAUACUAGAAAAGGAGGAAUUGUUGUUGUUUCUUCGAUUUCAGCAUAACGUAGGGAACAUUAUUUUUUUUGAAAAUAUACAGGAUUUGAUCAUAUUAAGACCUCAGUGGUUAGCAGAUGCUUUCCGAUGUUUAGUCUCAGAUAAAGUUGAUUACAGGAGAUUGCAUCACCUUAAGGACUGGACACGUUUUACACGACAAGGCAAAAUGAGUGAAUCACUAAUAACAGAACUCUUCAAUUCAAAAGAUGGAUGUCAGUUAUCAGGACAGAAAAAUAAUUUACUUAAAGUUAUGGAAAAACUUGACAUAUUGGUCAAAAUUGAGAACUCGAGUUAUUAUGUAAUGCCAAGCAUGAUGCCGCCUUCCACGUUUGAUGCUGUAUGUGAAAAAAUUGGCAUUCUUACAAAUAAAUGCAAAAGGACUUCCUGGCUUUGUUUUAAAUUUGAAUUUCUUCCACCUUCUUUCUUUAACCAUCUAUCCGCCUUGUUUAUCAGAAAAUACAACCCUAGCAAAUUAGAUAGUGGUAUUGCUUUAUAUCGAGGAAUCUGUAUGUUUGACAGUGAGGCAUCUGGCGGUAAAAAGAUUAUGGUUACCAUGUCGUCUGAUACCAUUGCUCUCCAGGUCGUGUCGUUUUCCGAACAACAUGAGGGAUUGAGAAGCACGUGUAGCGAUAUCUUCAGUGGAGUAACACAACUAAUUACAAAUAUAAAAGAGAGAUAUAAGGUGAAAAUAUCGUUUAAACUCCAUUUCAAAUGCAGUGAUGGCUAUUAUUUUAAAGACACAUUUGAAUAUGAGAAAUUGACAAUUGAGAAGGAGUGUUUCUGUAUUCAGCAUAAGCAAAUGCAUCGAUCUGAGCAGAUAUAUUCGCCCUGGAUGAAUAAUGAGGGUAAAACGAUUCCUCACAGAGCGAAAAUAAGCACUAAGCAGGAAGACCAUAAUCCAAAAAAUGAACCAAACAAAGUAGCAGCUCAGGAUCAAGCAUCUGUCAAAACCAACCUUCCUGUUUCUGUCAAUUUGCGUCAACAGUUAAAUAUAAAACAGUCAACGAAUGAAAAUCUGUCCAUUACUAGCUGUAUCAAAACAGACAAUACAUUAUUGUUCACCGACUGUAGUAAUAAUCGACAACUUAUUAUUUGUAAUUCAGACGGUACUGAUAUCCAUCACAUUCAUCUGUCCUAUACACCACGUUAUAUGACAGUGGUAAAUAUUAAUACUGUAGCAGUAUCUUGUCAUAACAAAACCAUACUGAUAAUAAAUAUAUCUACAGGUUCUGUCACCAGUACAAUCAACACCAGUGGUUACUGCUACGGAAUAUCAUAUAAUGAUAAUAACCUGUACGUUGUUAUUGAUAACAGUAUAAUACAUGUGAUGGACCUGACAGGUGAAGUAAUACGUACUUUACCUUUACCUUCAGGCGAUAUCGGCGACAUUACAGUAGACAGAGACGGGUUGGUCUGUCUAGACACUACAUCAAUAUACUGCUGCUCGUUAGAUGGAAAACGAAUUUGGAAGUUUAAACAGGAUAAAUUUCAAGAUUUAGGUCGUGUGACAACAGAUAAUGAGGGGAAUGUGUAUGCGACUACAUAUAACACCAACACUGUAGUGGUAAUUUCUCAUGAUGGUAUACAUUAUAGAGAACUUCUUACUGAAUCAGAUGGAUUGAACAAGCCGUGGGGAAUUUAUUUUGACAAAAAAAAUAAAAUUCUGCUUGUUUGUAAUGAUGAUGAUGCUUUUCUUUUUGACGUAAAACAGAAUGAAAACAAACAUGAAUAAUUCUUUCAGACAAUGAGUACGUUCGCACUCGGAUCUGUUUGUGCAUUUAGUCAUUCACAAUAUCUUUUAUUUAUUUUUGUUUUCUCUUCUAUCAAUCUAACUUAAUUGAAAACAAAUUACAGAAAAAUUAUAAUUGUUUUUGAAAAUGUAACUUGAAUUUGCCUCGUCUUUUGUAUUUCAUUAAUGUUGUUCGAAUAUUAUUUUUUACGCAUUUUUAAAACAUUUGAACAUUCAUUUGUUCCUUGAAUAUUUCAAUAUGGAAAAUAAAAAAAAUAAGAAAUUCGAAUAAGAAAAACUGUUCUUGUUUGGAAUAUAUUUUAACAAACAAGAAAAUAUUGUGCAUGUUUGUAAUAUAAAUGAAGGAAAUUUUGUAAUAUAAAUGACGGGAAGGUUGUUUUUUUUUUUUACGUAAAAACGAAACGAACAUAAAUGAAAAUUGAUUAUUUUAUUCGAAUUCAGAUUUGUUUUUUCAUUAAUCAUUCGAAAUGGAUUGUAUUUGUUUGUGUGUUUUCUACCAAAUACAAAUUCAACUUAAUCAAUUAUGAAUUAUUUUAUGGAAUUACUACAAUGCUUUCUUAAAAGUUCAAUAUAAGGUAUAGACGUAAAUUUUGGCCUAAAAUGGUCUAAAUAUGAUCACCGCUUAAAUUUAAUUUGCGACAACAAAACAACUCUUUCACUUAACGUUUCAUAUCUGCAAAUUUGUUGGUUAGUUCAAGUAAACUAUGACAUCAAAAGCACUAUUUUGUGUCAGAGUAAGGCUACUUUUACGUUCUAAAUUAGAGGGAGUGAAUUGGUGGUCUGACACCUAUAUAUAUGAAAUUUCAGAGAAAGUUUACUUAGGCUAAAGACAUGUUAUUCUUGGUUUACUUCUAUUUGCCGGUUGGGUUGUGAUGGUUAAAACUGAUAAUAUAUUUCAGAGCAUCUUUUUGAAACCCAUUUGCAUAGUAUUAACUUGCCUCGUUCUGAACUUUUUUUCAUGUGUUUUAUGCUUUUUAUGUAAUAUAUUUUUUGCAUUUUAACCUGUGGGGAUUUGACUUUUUACAAUAAAAAUUAUUCUUUUAA